AGUCCACCUGGGGCAGGCACAAUCCCUGCAGUCACCUCCUCUCCCCUGAGAGGGGCAGGCUCCAGCAGACAGUCACUUUUGUUACUCAUCACAGGCAGCCCUUGUGCUGCCAGCCCAUCCAUCCCACAUGCCCAGAGGAAUCCCCCCAGUCAAAAACCCAGCUACAGCUGGACACAGGGUGCUGCUCCCCCUGUGCCACCUCAGUUCCUCCAUGUGGACAUCAGUGGCAAGAUAACAGCAACAAGCAAGGCAGCACUGCCCAAGCCCAAGCAGGCGAUCCUGGCAGCGCAGCGGCGGGGCGAGGACGUGGAGACCUCCAAGAAGUGGGCAGCAGGCCAAAACAAACAACACUUUAUUACAAAGAACACAGCCAAGCUUGACCGAGAAACAGAAGAGCUGCACCAUGACAGAGUUCCCCUGGAGGUGGGCAAAGUAAUCCAGCAGGGUCGGCAGAGCAAGGGCAUGACGCAGAAGGACUUGGCCACAAAAAUCAAUGAAAAACCACAAGUAAUUGCUGACUACGAAUCAGGAAGAGCAAUCCCCAAUAAUCAGGUUAUGGGCAAGAUUGAAAGAGCCAUUGGCCUUAAACUGCGUGGGAAGGAUAUUGGAAAACCACUCGAAACUGGCCCCAAAGGGAAGUGACAACAAAGCCUCGAAAUCAGUUUGUUCAGACUGAUCUCGUCUGGCUGGUUUUCCUUAACCACCAGAAUCUCUCUUCAUAUUGCCAAGCUGAACAAGAGGGUUUCAGACUUGCUCUGGGGGGGAAAUCUGCAGAAUCUGUACCUGCUGUAAAAAGGCAACCUUAAAGAAGCGUUUGUCCUGAUUUUGUUUUUCCUUCCUCCUUUCCGGAGAUUGAGGAACUAAACCCCCCCAAAAUACUGCAUCUAAUUUGCCACAAAACGUGUGUGUCUUGGUGUUUAGAAGCAGCUAAUGUUAAGACACUCGGGGUGGUCUGAAAUGUGAUAAUUUAAUUGGAACAAUUUGGGGGAAGGGUGGGAUAUAUUAUAUAUAAAUAAUUUGGGAGAGUUGAGGGUUAAUCAGUGUCUGCAUUUGAAAUGAUGACUCAGUCACUGCAUUGCAAUGACUUUUUUUCUCUGUUCCUUCCAGCCUGUUUUAAAGAGAUCUAUAAUAAAGUUUGAUACCCUUCAGUUGCA
Molecule: messenger RNA, 1154 nt
Organism: Oxyura jamaicensis (ruddy duck)
Lineage: Eukaryota; Metazoa; Chordata; Aves; Anseriformes; Anatidae
Gene: EDF1
Product: endothelial differentiation related factor 1
Exons: 5
Cellular component (GO): nucleus
Molecular function (GO): DNA binding
Source: RefSeq, a predicted model, not a curated record